AAAGUAUUUACUAGUUUAAACCUCAGAACAUUAGAAUCAAAUUGUAGUAAAAAUUAUUUGUUUCAGUUUGAAUUCCAUUCUGCAUUAACUCUGUGUUAAAAAGCAAUCAUGUACCUGACAGAAGUAAAAACUCAUUGGAAAGAUAUAUUUAUUCUAUCAAAUAUUAUUUUAAUUAUAUUCAGUGCUACGUUAAUCGGAUUAGCUAGUCGAGUACUGGAUGUUCUGUCGAAUUAUAGCAUGGUUUUGGAUAUUGCAGCACCAGUUAUCUUUCCAAUUGUUAUCGUGACAGGAAUUCUUGGUAUAUUAGCUGUUUCGGUUGGAAUUGUAGGAUUAUGGAAUACCAGGAAUAUUUUUAUUAUAUCGCAUAUUAUUGGAUUGACAAUUGCAACAAUCAUUGAAGUUGGCAUUUCAAUAAAAUCCUCUGUGUCCAGUGAUCAAUUUUUCACUGAAAUGAAUCGUACUUUAUGGAAUUCAUUGAAAUAUUAUUGUAAACAUCCAAUGUAUGAAAAUCAAAUUGAUAAUCUAUACAGAGUUUUUCAAUGUUGUGGAGUUAAAGCAUCCACUGAUUAUGGUAAAGAGAGUAUACCGUUCUCUUGUAAACAAGGAAAUAUAAUUUAUUCUAAGGGUUGUGCUGAUGUACUAACUGAAUACGUAUAUAAAUACGAAAUGAUCGUAAUCUAUGUUUGUUUCGCAUUCGCUGUAUUCAAAGCGAUUUAUUUGGUCGCUACAACGAUUAUAAACCAUCAAUCGGAUAGAAACAAUGCAUCCAUGUAACAGUUAUUCAGUGUCAACAUUUCAAAUACCGCUAAUUCAAAAAAUGUUGGUAAUUUGUCUCGAUUGCAUUGGCAACAAACUGUUCAAACUGUUAACAUGAUUUAAACAAAAAUAUACAUGUAAAGUUUUUGAUUAAAAUUUACUAAUAUUUCAUUUUCAUUUUAUUGGUUUUCCUGUGCAAACUUAAUCUAAUAAUUGUUUCAUGUUAUUUGACAGUAGAUUUUAUCCGAAUUAUUUUUCCUGUUAAAUUUUUUAAAUAAAAAUCAUCUACACUACUUAUAAUAAUUUUUAAAAAAAAUGAGAUUUCUUG
Messenger RNA from Schistosoma turkestanicum, 1084 nucleotides. The record is from the annotation of a GenBank genome assembly. NCBI's taxonomy places the organism in Eukaryota, Metazoa, Platyhelminthes, Trematoda, Strigeidida, Schistosomatidae.